AUUGUCAUAUGGGACCUUUUAAGUUGUAUGAAUCCCACGUACAGGAAGCAGACCGCACUGGUAGACAGGUAGGCCGAGGCCUAGGACGGCAUACUGUGAUACGCUUGGAUGCUUAACAUCCCUGCAGACUGUGGUAGUCUAGCGUCCACCUCUCAGCCUUGUGCUGCGGGUGCUGCACGCCAGCUGCCAAGUACCUUGUGCCUGAGUUGCAGCCGAGCUUGAGGUCACGCUGGCCCAAUUUACCCAGGCUUGCUUGCAGACCAAGUGUCACCUCCUGCCAGCCGCCGCCUGACGCCAUCACAAGGCCGAGGCAAGGCAAGGCAAGGCUAGGCAAAUCCAACAUCCCGGGGAGCCUCGCUCGGUUUGAGUACCUCAAUUCGCACCAGCCCAGCACCCGCUCACUCAGCUGGUGACAUCUGGCCGGGCUGCCGCCCACGAGACCAAGCAAGCACGCGGUGACAGGAUGGCGGACCUGCUAUACGAUCUGCUGGCGUCGCAGCCAGGAGCCGACCUGGCAAGGACUCCUGCUGACACCAGCACUCUGGAGUACCUCGACCACCUGGCGUCUCAACCGCUCUCUUCGCUAGACAGCAGCGAGCCCCAGUCCUUGUCCCAAUCAUCACACCUGUUACUCCGUUCGUUGCAAGGGCUCUCAAAGAAGUCAUACCAGCCCAUCAUCGACUCUGCAUCUCAUCAUGCCUCUCUACAGACCGCACUGCCUGCCCUGGCAGCGAGUACGGCAGAAUUGCGACAUGCAAUUCCCAGGCUGGACAACGAGGCCGUCAAGUUCUCCAGCACCUACAACAAAGCCAGCGAGAAUGAUGUCUUGGCCAGGAGAAAGCGAGCCCUGCUCCUGUCAAGGAAUGUCGAGCGUCUCGUUGAUGUGCUGGAACUGCCAACCCUCCUGAACUCGGCCAUCUCCGCUUCUCCUCCCAAUUACUCGUCGGCGUUGGACCUCAAUGGCCACAUACGCAGGCUGCACUCUCUUUAUCCGGAUUCGCCCCUGAUCGCAUCGAUAUCGGCACAGGCGGACGAGGCGAUGAGGACUAUGGCAGCCAACCUCGUGCUCUCCCUCAAGGCCCCGGGGCUGAAACUCGCCGCCUCACUACGGACCAUCAGCUGGCUGAGACGAGUCUUACCGGAUCUCGAGUCCGCUGGCUCUCAGGAGAAGGGGCACGGCUCACAGGACAGGGCGCUGGGUGCUCUCUUCCUGGUGUGCCGGCUGGCGACGCUCAUGCACAUGCUUAAUGCCUUGGAUCCCCUAAAGGAGCUGGCCGACCAGGAGAAAUCCAGGCAAAAGUCCAUCGGAAGUGGAAACGCAUGGUCGGGAGGACAGCAGACGGAGAGGUUUCUGAAGCGGUACGUCGAGAUUUUUAGGGAACAGAGUUUCGCUAUAGUCUCGAUGUACAGGAGUAUCUUUCCGCCUUCGGCAGAAGCCUCGCCCGCAGCAGGGACACCACAAAGUGAUCCCUUGGAGCCGCUCCCUUCAACACUAUCGACGUUUCCCUUAUAUCUCGUCGACAUGCUUCUUGAGACGCUACGGCUCUAUCUACCAACCGUCAGGGACCAAGCGUCUAGGGACAGCUUGUUGACCCAAGUACUGUACUGCGCGGGUAGUCUCGGACGCUUGGGAGGUGACUUCGGGCUGUUCCUGGCCGACAUGGAUCUUGGCAGCGAGGCAGAGGAAGAAUGGGUCGAGGUGGUGAGACGACAUCGGCUUCUGGCGGGGCGUUUGGAGUCGAUAGUCGGAGAUCAGAAGGAAAAGGUAUCCAGAUAAUAGAGCAAGUUGAGAGCAGCAGGAGAAGGAAUGAGACAUGACCACUACAACGAGAAUUGUGUGAGACGCUCACCCCGAGUAGUGAGCAGAUAGAGCAAUGCUAGAUACCCUGACGUCGACCAACUCGCUGCUAAUGGGGACGUGUCAACCGCCUUCAUGUGUCAAAAAUAGCCCAUAUUUUACGAUCCAUUCAAAAAGCUCACAGCAGGACCCAAGGUCUACCUGUUUAACGCAUCGGGUGCCUCCUGGGUGUUCUCGGGAGUGCCCUGCAUGAGAGGACCCGGUGCUCUGCGGCCUGCCGAACCGGCGCCGGGUCAGCCGGCGAAAUUCAAUGCGCCGGCCAAAAAGUGGACAAACUAAAAUCGUCUCCGUCAU
Molecule: messenger RNA, 2152 nt
Organism: Diaporthe batatas
Lineage: Eukaryota; Fungi; Ascomycota; Sordariomycetes; Diaporthales; Diaporthaceae
Exons: 1
Coding region: 464-1777 (437 amino acids)
Biological process (GO): intra-Golgi vesicle-mediated transport; cytoplasm to vacuole targeting by the Cvt pathway
Cellular component (GO): COG complex
Source: RefSeq, a predicted model, not a curated record